Molecule: messenger RNA, 1568 nt
Organism: Clupea harengus (Atlantic herring)
Lineage: Eukaryota; Metazoa; Chordata; Actinopteri; Clupeiformes; Clupeidae
Product: serine protease 33-like
Exons: 9
Coding region: 4-1524 (506 amino acids)
Biological process (GO): proteolysis
Molecular function (GO): serine-type endopeptidase activity
Source: RefSeq, a predicted model, not a curated record
ACCAUGGCAUCAACACCUGGAACUAUCAGAGUCCUUACAACACUGCUUCUUCUAGCCAGAGGAUCCCUCUCACAGCUGGAUGUGUGUGGGCAACCCCCCCUCAACACCCGCAUAGUGGGGGGAGAGGACGCCCCUGCGGGGGCGUGGCCAUGGCAGGCCAGCCUUCACCGCGGCCGCCACUUCUGCGGGGGGUCCCUCAUCAACAAGGACUGGGUGAUGUCAGCCGCACACUGCUUCCAACGCACGAGCACCUCCGGCCUGGUCGUCUACCUGGGGCGGCAGAAUCAGGAGGGCAGCAACUCCAACGAGGUUUCCAGGACCGUCUCUCGGAUCAUCAGGCAUCCCAAUUACAACAGCGUGACCUUCGAUAACGACAUCGCCCUCCUCCAACUCUCGUCCUCCGUCACCUUCACUAACUUCAUCCGCCCCAUCUGCCUGGCAGCAGCCGGCAGCACCUUCAACCGGGGCACCACCAGCUGGGUGACAGGCUGGGGCACCAUCAGAGAAGGAGUGUCCCUCCCCUCCCCACAGACCCUUCAGGAAGUGGAUGUGCCGGUGACGGGGAACAGGAACUGUUUCUGCAAGUACAACCCGUCAGGCAUCACCAUCACCGACAACAUGAUCUGUGCCGGGAGGGACCAGGGGGGCAAGGACUCCUGUCAGGGCGAUUCUGGCGGUCCGAUGGUGAGUAAGCAGGGUUCUGUGUGGGUCCAGGCGGGUGUCGUGAGCUUCGGUAUCGGCUGCGCCGAGGCCCAGUUCCCAGGAGUGUAUGCACGCGUCUCUCAGUACCAGAGCUGGAUCAACACCCAGAUCACCAGCGACCAGCCGGGCUUCGUCACCUUCACCUCCACCGGGACAGACGCAGACCUGAGUGCCACCUGCACCGGCCUGCCUGCUGUCACCACCCCCACCACCACCCCGACCCCCACCACCCCCACCACCACCCCGACCCCGGUGGUGUGUGGACGGGCCCCUCUGAACUCUCGUCUGAUUGGUGGAUCAGACGUGUCGGCGGGGGUGUGGCCGUGGCUGGCCAGCCUGCACCUGAAAGGGACACACACCUGCGGAGGAACUCUGGUGUCCGAGACACUCGUGCUCACCUCAGCCAACUGCUUCUCCAGCUCCAGCACGCCUUCUGAUUGGACGGUGUUCCUGGGCCGCCUGCGACAAAACGGCUCCAACCCCAAUGAGGAGUCUGUGGGUGUGGCCAACAUCACGCUGAGCAGCCUAUCAGGCGAGAACGUGGCCAUGGUGCAGUUGACCAGGAAGCCCACCCUCUCCAACUCCAUUCAGCCAGUCUGCAUGGAACAGAACGCCGGCACCAUCGCCACGGGAACCACAUGCUGGGUCGCAGGCUGGGGCAACGCACAGGCUGGAGGUGUGUGUCAGCCCCUUCAGGAGGUGCAGACAUCAGUGGUUGCCUGUGGCAACGCAUCCUCCUCUGCUGAUGACAUCUGCACCAACACUCUUCAGUUACAGCAGGUGAAGAAACUAGUAGCUAACGCCUCACUUCCUCUCUUCUAACGCCUCACUUCCUCUCUUCUAACGCCUCACUUCCUCUCUCUUCA